AUGCGCACAGCCGGACAUGGCCUCACUACAAAUACACACGCCAGGAUGCUGUUCCUUAGCCUCCUCUUCCACGCUUCAGCCUGGCUAAAAGCCCGUCGCUCCAAUUCCAUGCUGUCGCAAGUGGACCGCUUCCUUGGGGCUUCUCCCUGCAUGGACGUCCGCAUCCACCUCUGCAAGGAGUCUUCUGCAGAUGCCGUCGCGGGCCAGGUCGUUCUCGCCUCCGACUCGCAGCUCGACAUCGCCACGGUCGCAAUCAGGCUAUCGGGGUCCGCGACGUCGAGAGUGCACUCUGGUCGACUGACCGAGUCGCAUCAGCUCUUCAAUACAUCCGAGCAGCUGUUCCCGCCUAGUAAAUGCGCCAACUCUUUUACCUGCAAAAAUGUCACUCUACCUCCAGGAGAGCAUGUCUUUGCAUUCUCAAUCAAGCUGCCCCAGACGACGCAACACCACAGGACAAGCAAACGGUCGCAACUGCCACCAUCCACAGGCGACAAAUCGUCCCCAGAGGAAAUCAAAUACGUCCUCGAAGCAACAGUCCGCCGAAACGGCCGCGGUCUCCUCCAUGGCGGUCGCAAAGCUACCCGGGACAUAAACAUCUACUCUCAACCCACCACAACUCUCCCCUCAAAUACGCAAAUCCAAACAGAAACGAGGAGAAUCACCUCCAGCGCAGGAGGUACGGAGCCUUCAUCAAUCUGCGAGGCCAGCGCAAAGCUCCUCAACGGCCCGUUCCUCGUGCUCAACAACCCAAUCCCGCUCUCCGUGGAACUCACCAACAUCAACAGCGACGACAUCUAUCUCCACGACUUCCAGUCCAUGCUCUUCGAAACAACCGAGGUGCGCGCCAAGGGACACUCGGAAUCGCACACCCGGUCGUGGGUCGUGCAGACAAUGGCGAAUCUGCAACAACCGUUUGUGCCUGAGAUUCGAGAUAGCGGCGGGGGGAAUGGGGAGGAACUGGUCUUCAGCCUGGAUAGGAGUCUAUGGGGCCGAUAUCUCAUUCCGCCCUUUCUGGCACCGACGUUCGAGACGUGUAAUAUCCGUCGCGGCUAUAGAUUGGAGGUCCGGCUGGGGGUUUCAUUUGGGGGGAGUAACAUACGGAUAGUCGAGUUCCAGUUCCCUGUUCACGUUGUCUCGCUUGGGGGUUCUUCGCUGCCUCCUGGGAUUGACAUGGAGGUGCCGGCGCCGGAGUACAGGGAGAAGGAGCUGGAGGGGUUGAGUGGGGUGUAG
Molecule: messenger RNA, 1230 nt
Organism: Aspergillus puulaauensis
Lineage: Eukaryota; Fungi; Ascomycota; Eurotiomycetes; Eurotiales; Aspergillaceae
Exons: 5
Coding region: 1-1230 (409 amino acids)
Biological process (GO): ubiquitin-dependent endocytosis
Cellular component (GO): plasma membrane; cytosol; cytoplasm
Molecular function (GO): protein-macromolecule adaptor activity; ubiquitin protein ligase binding
Source: RefSeq, a predicted model, not a curated record